Maudiozyma saulgeensis is the source of this 321-nucleotide messenger RNA. NCBI's taxonomy places the organism in Eukaryota, Fungi, Ascomycota, Saccharomycetes, Saccharomycetales, Saccharomycetaceae. The record is from the annotation of a GenBank genome assembly.
AUGAGUAAUAUACCUGUAAAACUAUUGAAUGAAGCUCAGGGACAUGUGGUCUCAUUGGAAUUAAGUUCCGGGGAAACAUACAGAGGUAAAUUAAUAGAGAGUGAAGAUAAUAUGAAUAUACGAUUGAAAGACGUUACAAUAACAGGAAGAGAUCAAGGUGAAGUGUCGAGGAUGGAUGAAGUGUACGUUAGAGGUUCACAAAUCAGAUUUUUCGUGCUCCCAGAGAUGUUAAAGAAUGCACCUCUCUUCAAGAGUAAUACCAGACAAUCAAAACCCGUCCCACCUAUUAGAGGUCCAAGAAAGGUAAACGGUAGAGGAUAA